UCCUCCAAGCUGCUCAGUCAGUGGAAAUUAGUCAAAAUAUUGUCCGUAUAUUGUUCAUGUGAUACCGUGACUAAGUUAAAUACCUCCAUUGUUCACUUAUCCACAUUUGUAAUGCCCGUCUGCCUGCACUCACGCGCUCCUGUCCGGUUAAACAUGGUGAACGCGGAUGAAAUCGCCAAGUUGUGCUACGAGCGUUUCAGCCAGCUGCCCCGGAGAGGGAAGCCUGAGCCGGGCAGAGAGUGGACCCUGCUGGCCGCUGUGGUCAAAGUCACCCGGUGUGCUAACUCUGACACAGUUGACAAGGAGGUUGUUUCCUUGGGAACUGGGACUAAAUGUAUUGGACAGACAGCUAUGCGUCCCAAUGGUGAUAUACUUAAUGACAGCCAUGCAGAAAUCAUUGCUAGAAGGGGGUGUGUCAGGUACCUGAUCCAGGAGCUGCACAGAGCCGUUACUGGCAGGGACAGCUCUGUGUUUUGUCGGGCAGAUCAGCGGGGGAAGUGGAAGCUUCAGUCAGGAGUUUCCUUCCUCUUCUUUACCAGUCACACUCCCUGUGGUGACGCCGCCAUCAUCCCCAUGACUGACAGCCAGUCUCCGUCCUGCCCGCCCGUCACAUCUGUAAGGGGCCAAGAAGGGACUGAUGGAAGAGGAGAUCUGAAAAGGAAAGCUGUGGAACCAAGUGAAGGGAAAAACGUCAAACGGCCCUGUCUAGAGGAACAGGAGACAGCGCAGACAAAGCCAGAGGACACAGGAGACACAAAACAAACUUUCCUUUCAGAUUCAUCUAAAAGUGAAAAUCCAUCGCAGAGUCACUCUGCACAAACACGUGUGGAAACUGCCUCACAAGAUUCAGGACAGCUGGAGACAAAAGCCAGAGACCCCUCUGACGAUGCUAGACUGCAAUCACAUGUCCUUGACAUUCACAGGACGGGGGCCAAGUGUGUCUCCGGUGGGCCGGCCGACCCUCUGCACCCUGGGGCGGGGUACCACAGCACAGGGCUUCUCCGAGUGAAGCCUGGGAGAGGAGAGCCGACUCUGUCCCUCUCGUGCAGUGACAAAAUGGCCCGCUGGGGGGUGCUCGGCUUUCAGGGCGCACUGCUGUCCCACUACCUUCAGGAGGCGCUCUACUUCAGCACCGUGGUUGUGGGGAAGUGUCCGUACAGCCAAGAAGCGAUGCAGAGAGCUUUGGUUACAAGGUGCUCCCAUCUAUUGGACCUCCCUGCAGGUUUCUCUGUGUGUCCACCUGAGCUGCUCCAGUCCAGCCUGGAGUUCCCCUUCAGCCAGGCCCAGACGGAGCUCCGACACCAGGCCCAACAGGGACGUAUCUCUCCAUGCGGAGCAGCCAUCAGCUGGUGUAAUGUGACCGAGCAGCCACUAGAUGUCACUGCCAACGGUUACAAACAUGGAGUCACCAAGAAGGCCUGUGGCACCGCUAAAGCCAGGUCUCUUCUAUGUAAACUGGAGCUUUUCCACUCAUUCCUGUCUCUGGUAGCAGCCACCGACCCCUCAGCACUUCCCGACUCCCUCAGCAGAGCCGAGCUGCAGACCUACUGGGACUACAAGCAGGCAUCCCAGUUGUAUCAGCAGGCCUGGCAGCAGCUCCGCAGCCAGGCCUUCCCCUUGUGGCCACGCAGUGACAGAGAUCUCCUGCUCUUCCACUGAAGGCCCACUCUCCCAAAACCCCACUCUGCAGCUGAAGUGUCCUCGUCAUGGUCCAACUUGCCUGUUGGGUCAGCUGGUCAGCGACGUUUGAGGUCUGGAUAAGUAUUGUUUGGCUAUAUCUGACUCUGCGUAGCCCAGGAUGUUACUGCUCGCAACAGCAGGACACCCCGCUCUGUCAUGCUGUUCUCAGAGGUUGAUGACCGCAGCUCGGUGUCCUCAAAUGAUGGCUUUAUUUUCACAAUGUGUGUGUCUGCGUGACGUGUUGUGACUGCAGCUGGCCGGUGUUCAUGUUCUGAAAACACAGCUGGACGUACCUGUCUGCAAAUGGAAAAAGUUCUAGGACCGAAGUGCUCUGGUCAGGUGGACUGAAGACAAACCGAGCACGGUAAUGAUUGUACAUGUGUCAUGUACACGUAUUCAGUUUGUGAUGGCCUGUAAACCUGACCAGGGUGUUUCCAGUGCAUGUUGGGAUAGAUUUCAGUCCUCUGGGACACUCAUAAAGUCAAAGAAUAAGAACCUGAAGCUGCAUAUUUCUGCACAACAGUUAGGUCCUUCACGAAGACCAGAAACCAAAUCAAUGCAGGGUUGAGGAUCUGCUUUGUUAUUGCUUUAGCUCAGCAGAUUCCACUGACAAGUAACGACCCAAUUCAUCUCGGCUAACACUGCACAGCAUGCUGCCAGUUAUGACCAGGAAGCUUUCAUUGUGUAUUUAAUGUCAUUCUCCUUCCCCUGCAGCAGAGAGCCUCAGAGAUUUACUGCUCUUGUUUUUUUAAAUUGCUUCUUAAAGUGUCAGAUUAAGAUUCAAUUUAUUUAAACAGCUUGCUGCUGUAAAAAAAAUAUUUACUGCAAAUAUCUGGUGAUGCUCAAGAAAAUAACCCAGGUAUGUCUUUUUAUUUCAAUGUUUUUCACCUUAAGUUUGAGGUUUAAUUUCUUUAUAUAACUCUUCUCCUCCUCCUCCUCCUCUUCGCUCUCUCUUUAGACACAGCUGUGUGAAAGCAUGGGAUGCACAUUUUACCACUCAUUAUAAUCACAUAAUUUAUAUUACAUUCAAUAUACAAUUAGCCACAACUGCUUAUUCAGCUAAGGGUUGGGGGGGCUGGAGCCUAUUCCAGCUGACAUUGGGCGAGAGGCGGGGUACAUCUACGGCCAAUUUAUGUCUUUGGAUUGUGUGAGCCAGAGAAUGUUAUCGUUUAAAGUGCAUAUGGGCAGACCUGUAUUGUAAACGAUAUACAAUUUAUAUUGUUCACAAUACAUUCUUAGUGUAUUUUCCUGCCAGAUUCGCUUGUGUCUUGUGUGGCCAUGUCACUGCACUAGUGGUCAAACACUGUACAAGGUUUCUUUCAAUCUGAACAAAUAUGAAGUAAAAAGUCUUUUGAAAUAUGAACUAUAUUACUUUUAAUAACACAGAAACACUUUGAUCCAUUUUACAUUCACUUUUAUUGGUCAGGUCUUCCAGCUACCUUACCUUUUUCAGAUAUCUAAAAUCCCUUUAUGUCUUUAAGAUAUAUUUAACAAACAUACAACACUGAUGAAAUAAAACAGUACUGAAUAUCAUAGCAUCCCAUCAAUAUAUUACACAUCUACAUACCAUGUUUAAAGCCUUAAUCAGCUUUGUGGUGCACAAAUAUGUAUACUCUGAUGGAUCAAAUAAAAGGUGGAAAUACACUGCAGUCUGAUUCAGCACCAAAAACCACAGAUGCAGCCAAAAUGUCAGCUUUUCAGGGGCGUCAGAGUGAAGAGGAGAAAGAUCACAAGCGGUUCUGAUUUUAUACCUCUGACACCCGCGCAGCUAAAGAACUGAGCAACACUUUACUUGAAGUAUUUAAAAAAUGAAUUAUAGUGCUGUGUAUUCUUCCUGUGGUCGUUACAAUCACAGGGUUCAUCAAAUAUGUGUAUUUAAUCAUUAACAAGUGUUUAGCAACAAGUGUUUAGCACUCUUCGCACUAAAAAUACACUUUCAGUGAUUUUAUCAACUGUUUCCUUGUGUAUAUUAAUCAUUAGAGUAUAAUGGGCAAGGAGAGGCUCAAACACUGCGUGUCUAUGUGUUAUCCCAGGAAAAGAUGGAAAAAUACUGAGACAUAAAAAAUGUUCCUGAUGUUAUCUUGUAGCUGUUUGUGUGCUAAUGGCUCACAGUGUAAUAGCAGUCAUCCUUCUUAAGACAAUCUGAUCUUAUACUUUAGUCCUACAAGCUGUACAAACGCAUCACAAUAGCUACAUGUAAAGGCAGUGCAGGAGCCCCCGUCUGUGUUCACAGUGGGGUGUAAACAGUUGUUUCACUGCUACAUACUGAGAUAUUAUAUGGCCUGCUUCCUCUGCUUUUGCUGCAGGAUGAUUUCUUACAUUUUCCUGAAUGCCUAAAAAAAAAAACUCCAAGGAAAGAAAAACAUCUAAUUUGUAGCUUGCAAGCCACCCAAUUCAUGUGUGUAAUUGUAUUGUAAAAUUGUAUUCCCAAUUCAGUUGUGGAAUUGGAGGGUGUGGCCCAAGCUUUUUACACAAGACACAGCAUGGCUCAAAACCAGAACACUGACAACUUUUGAAGUGAUUGUAAGUGACACGUUAGCUAUAAAUAGUUUAUUUACACAUCCAGUAGGCGUGGGGUAACAUUAGCAUGGUUGGUGCUAGAAUGGAUGGUUUUGGGGGGAGGAACACUGCUUUGAUUGGUUAUAUGAUCGUGCAAGGCAAUGCAAGA
Molecule: messenger RNA, 4348 nt
Organism: Plectropomus leopardus (leopard coralgrouper)
Lineage: Eukaryota; Metazoa; Chordata; Actinopteri; Perciformes; Serranidae
Gene: adat1
Product: adenosine deaminase tRNA specific 1
Biological process (GO): tRNA processing
Molecular function (GO): RNA binding; tRNA-specific adenosine deaminase activity; adenosine deaminase activity
Source: RefSeq, a predicted model, not a curated record